GCGUACUCUUGGAGCACUACACGCCUCGGGGGAACACUAUCACCAGUGCCUCAUAUUCAGAUCCCUUGAAGAAUCAUCUUCGACCUGCAGUCAGACCAAAGCGACGUGGGCUUUUGCAACACGACAAUGCUCAGCCCCAUACUAUCUUUGCAACAGUUGCAACAAUCCAAGACUUGCACUAUAAGUGUCUUCCACAUCCGCCAUACUCAGCAGACCUAGCCCCAAGUGAUUACCACAUGUUUGGGCCACUCAAAGAGGUAAUGGGAGGAAAGAAGUUCCAUUCUGAUGAAGAG
This is a messenger RNA of Cryptotermes secundus, 293 nucleotides long. RefSeq names its product histone-lysine N-methyltransferase SETMAR-like. The annotation marks the transcript as partial. Gene Ontology annotation, molecular function: nucleic acid binding. The record is from RefSeq and is a predicted model, not a curated record. Lineage: Eukaryota; Metazoa; Arthropoda; Insecta; Blattodea; Kalotermitidae. The transcript has a single exon.